Molecule: messenger RNA, 201 nt
Organism: Gongylonema pulchrum
Lineage: Eukaryota; Metazoa; Nematoda; Chromadorea; Rhabditida; Gongylonematidae
Source: the annotation of a GenBank genome assembly
AUGAAGUUGCUGGUUAGGAAUUCAGGACGAAAAACGAUGACAGUGGUUGGAGACGAUGGGCGUCCCGAUGCGGCUCUGGAGGCAGGGAUUGGGUAUAGGAAACAGGAGGGGAAGAAGGGUGCUAGUCAGGAGUUCGAAGCAAGAACUGCAGACAGCAGUAAAGAGGAAAAUAAACCAACACGGCACUGCAAAGAAAAGUAA